UACGUAUCACGCUCAAGUAAUGUGUCCUCCAUAACAAUACAAAGAGCAACGAUUGCACGGUGGCUACUUGAACGAAAACGGGGGGAAGCUUGCACAAAAACCGGCCGGGCUGUCGUUGGGGUCUCAACAUGCCACAAUUCAAAUGCUGAGUGUUGGGUCAGAAGAACCGUAUUUACCUCCUGAGCUGCGAUAGUUGACGACCACGCCCCGCAUCCCAGACCGGAGCCUGCACAAAAACUGCUGGCGGAGGCACAACGGUGCACGGGUUGAAACCCAGCAGGGCGGCUAGCUGGCUCAGAGCGGAGAGAGGAGAGGAAGGAGUGUGUUGCCUCUUUUUGGGAACCAUGAGAGAGUACAAAGUAGUGGUUCUCGGGUCCGGUGGGGUCGGUAAAUCCGCACUCACCGUCCAAUUCGUGACGGGGUCCUUCAUUGAAAAAUACGACCCCACGAUAGAGGAUUUCUACAGGAAGGAGAUAGAGGUGGACUCCUCUCCGUCCGUCCUGGAGAUUCUGGACACGGCUGGGACCGAGCAGUUCGCCUCCAUGCGAGACCUGUACAUCAAAAACGGGCAGGGGUUCAUCCUGGUUUACAGCCUGGUCAACCAGCAGAGCUUCCAGGACAUCAAGCCGAUGAGAGAUCAGAUCAUUCGGGUGAAACGGUACGAGAGGGUGCCGAUGAUUCUGGUUGGAAACAAAGUGGACCUGGAGGGGGAAAGGGAGGUCUCGUCCGGGGAGGGGAAGGCACUGGCGGACGACUGGAACUGCCCGUUCAUGGAAACUUCAGCCAAAAAUAAAACCUCGGUGGACGAACUGUUUGCAGAGAUAGUCCGACAGAUGAACUAUGCCUCAACACCAAAUGGCGACGAUCAGUGUUGUUCGUCUUGUGUCAUUCUUUAAAGAAAAAAAAGGACAGCCUAAAAAGUUUUAUUCUUUGCUCGGUUUUUAAGUUUGCAAUGUGUGUUGCAGCAAGUGUGUACUGUUGAGCUCUUCUUCGUGUGUCUCACCCUGGCCUUGGAGGAAAAUGAAGGGAGGAAUGCUGCAGGGGGAAGAGAGGAGGAGGAGGAGGAGGAAGGGAGCAACUGAGACAGAGGGAGGGGUCCACUCUUCAGGAAUUCUGCUGGGUUGGAGUAUCUUUGCUGCACGAUGUGUCCGCCGUUGAUGUCAACACAGUGUCAGAUCCAGAGUUUCAGCAACAACCCCCCCUCCCCCAAUCCCCACCAGUUCCAACUGUACUCACAACUGGAACUAAACCCCAAUGGAGAAGAUAUGGAGAGCAACACUUAUAGACACUCAUAAAUGGAUAUUUCUGUAUAAGAAGAAGACAGAGUAUAUUUUGUUAAAUAACUGCACAGUCUGGGGUGGGUAAAGUUUUGGGGAAUAUCUCUGCCUAACCCUUAUUGGAGCAAUGCUCCACAACACUCCAAAUCCUAUUUUUUUUCCAAAGUCAAAAGAAAUCAACACCACUUAUCUGCUGGUGGAGUAACGUGACGAGUGCCACUUUUCUCUUCAACUUCUUUUUGAGUGUGUGAGAGGACCUUAACUGAAGUGACAUGGGGACGGUGACCCGAUCGCCCUUGUGUUGAGUGCCUUUCCAAAACAAAUCAGCUGUUCAGAUAUAGUGCCAACCUACAUGUAUCACCAAAAGAACCUUUCAACAAGGCAAUCCACAAACUAGUGAAUUGUUCUUCUGGAUAAUCUCAUGGGGUGGAGGCUGAAAAAAAAAACUGCCAUUAGGCUUUUUGUUAAUGGAAUGGCGGUUUUCUGUAUGUUUUUACGUUGGCCGUUUCGAAGUCUAAAAGAUGUUCUAUUUGAAAUGUCUGCUUGGUCUGGCCAAACCUAUAUCUUGAAAUGCACAGGUACUGGAACCCCAUAGACAUGACGACAGCACCAAACGCUUACCUGCCAGACCACUGAAAUCAAAGGAAUUUUGUUUCUUCUUACUAUUUUUGUUGUUGUUUUUAGCAGGAAAUGUGAUGAUGUACCGUUGACAAAUCUAACCUGAUUGUAAGUUUAAUUUCAGACCAGCCCCUUAACCGUGGGCUGUCUGUUUGAAAAAA
This is a messenger RNA of Scomber scombrus (Atlantic mackerel), 2056 nucleotides long. RefSeq names its product ras-related protein Rap-2b. The coding region runs from base 345 to 896 and encodes 183 amino acids. The transcript has 3 exons. NCBI's taxonomy places the organism in Eukaryota, Metazoa, Chordata, Actinopteri, Scombriformes, Scombridae. Gene Ontology annotation, molecular function: GTP binding; GDP binding; GTPase activity. Gene Ontology annotation, cellular component: plasma membrane. Gene Ontology annotation, biological process: Rap protein signal transduction; negative regulation of cell migration. The record is from RefSeq and is a predicted model, not a curated record.